This is a messenger RNA of Myodes glareolus (Bank vole), 4242 nucleotides long. It is a transcript of the gene Chic2, whose product is annotated as cysteine rich hydrophobic domain 2. The record is from RefSeq and is a predicted model, not a curated record. Gene Ontology annotation, cellular component: Golgi-associated vesicle; plasma membrane. Lineage: Eukaryota; Metazoa; Chordata; Mammalia; Rodentia; Cricetidae.
CCGCGCCCGCAGCCUCGCCAGCCGUUCCCCGCGGCCGCUUCAGAGCCAGGGCCCCGGGCGGGGGGCUCGCAGGCGCGGGAUGGCGGAUUUCGAUGAGAUCUACGAGGAGGAAGAGGACGAGGAGCGGGCCCUGGAGGAGCAGCUGCUGAAGUACUCGCCAGACCCGGUGGUGGUCCGCGGCUCCGGUCACGUCACCGUAUUUGGACUGAGCAACAAAUUUGAGUCAGAAUUCCCAUCUUCAUUAACUGGAAAGGUAGCUCCUGAAGAAUUUAAAGCCAGCAUCAACAGAGUUAACAGCUGUCUCAGGAAGAAUCUUCCUGUGAAUGUACGGUGGUUGCUUUGUGGCUGCCUGUGCUGCUGCUGCACAUUAGGCUGCAGUAUGUGGCCAGUUAUUUGCCUCAGUAAAAGAACACGAAGAUCGAUCGAGAAGUUAUUAGAAUGGGAAAACAAUAGGUUAUACCACAAGCUGUGCUUGCACUGGAGACUGAGCAAAAGGAAAUGUGAAACGAACAACAUGAUGGAAUAUGUCAUCCUCAUAGAAUUUUUACCAAAGACACCGAUUUUUCGACCAGAUUAGCAUUUGCUUUAUUUAUAGAGACUUUGCAAGUGUGUUGUCUUUCCAAUGGUGCCUUGCUUGGUGCUCUCCUGCUGGUGACAUGAUGCUGGUUCUACAGAAUGGGGUGGUGUUUUUGUUUGUUUUGUUUUUUAAAUAACCGCAUGUUCUGUGUGUGCAUAUUUGUCAGACUUUGCAAGUUAUUUCAUACAGAUGUUUAAUACUUAAGUUAUUGUGCUUUUUCUGUUAUGUAUUCUGAUUUUCAAGGAUUACUUUUUGUAUUCUCAAAAAAAAUACAUUUGAACUUAGCAUAAAAAUGGCCAGACUUUGUUAUUUUGUCAAAAAGGUUCACACAACCCCUUAUUUAUCAAUUCCUUCACAAAGAAAAGCACACCUGUCAGCUCUGACAUGCUCUUGUACUUUCCUUUCUUACUUUUAGAAUUUGUCACAGUAGUUAUUUGAAAACAGUAAGUUUUCUCGCAUAGUCUUUUGGACCUGAGCUGACCUUUCUCACACAGUUCCUGAUGCUCUGUCUGUCUUGGCAGAUACACUUGAGCUUUAUGAAAAAGUAGCAGUGGUUUUGAAAAUAUCUCUUGUCCUCAAAAGUGAUAAAUUUCCUAGAAGAGACACAUCCCAAAUAGUGUGCCCACAGCAGCAGUUUCUAGGGCUCCGUGAGCUCACUGUAGAGUGCCCUCUGUCUUCAGAGUUCCAGUUGACAGGCAGGAUGGCAGCUGUGCUUGAUGAUGUUUGAAUUACCCCUUUUAAAAUUAAAAGUAAAAUGUGUUUCCCAUCUAACGUAAUUGUGGAAUGAAUGUGUUUCUGAAUAGUUUGGAAAUCAAAGUUCUAGAAUUAAAAAUUAUCUGAUAUAACACCGAUGUAUUGUUAUAUAGAGUAGAUAGUUACUAAGAAAUAAAGGGUAUGUUUAAUACUAUUUUCAAUCUACCCAUUCACUUUCAAUCCAGUUACAUAAUUUUGAUUGAAAAUUGGAUAUUUAAGUUCAGAUCAGAUUAACUUAUUACUUUUAAAUAUACACAUACAUGUAUUUUUUUGUUUGGUUGUACAUAUCUCCACACUAUAGAUUUUUGAAUGGCUUAUGUGUAGACUUUGGUUUUUUUUAUAAGCUUAAAAUUAUACACGUUUUAAUGUGUGUCAAGAACUUGUUCCAUAUAGUUGUGGUAUCGAGCAAUAAUGUGAAUAACUUUGAAAUUAUAUAAACUAUGUUUAAUAAUUUGUAUUAAGAAUUGGUACCACUACCUUCCUCCCUGUAUUAAACCUUUUAAAUACCAAUUUUGUUAAUUUAUAUACCUGUAUUUUUAAAAAGUGUUUCUUUGUACUUCCCUAAAGUACUGUGCUGCUAUAUAAAUUUGAAUAGCUAAUGCCAGUAUCUCAUAUCCUAUAUGGGACUUCAGGAAUUGUCUUUAAAACUUUGACUUUAGACAGUGUCCCAACGUGUGUCUCUCUCUCUCUCUCUCUCUCUCUCUCUCUCUCUCUCUCUCACACACACACACACACACACACACACGAACUUAACAUCAUGAAUUCAUAGAAAACUUCUCUGUGAAGCACUCAGAGUACAAAGGACUUAAAUGGUUCACCCCUUUAUCUAACCUUUGUUUAACCAGGGUAGGUAUGUCCUACCACCGUAAGUAGUACACUUCAAAGUAAUGCUGUUCCAGACUUCAGUGUUUUCUGUGUUUCAGUGUGAAAUGAUUGUGUAUUCAUCAUUGUGUAUUCACACAGUACUGAACUCACUCAGGCUUCAGAAAGAGCAGCAAACCAUGAUGACCGUGAGACUACACAACAGUGCUCCCUGUACACAGUUGUCAGUGUAGAAUGCCAUAGCUGUAGGCUGCAGAGGAAACUUUGACCUAGUUAAGAGGCCAUUUGUCUCCUAUUGAUCAGUUGCAGUUUCAAAACUGUAUUGUAAGACUAUCUUCACAACUAAUAUUAAGUAUAGGAUUUUAAAGGCUUUUACAACUGUAAUUAGAAAUGUGUUCCCUGCUGAAAAUGUGCACUCCCACACUUCAAAUGUACACAGAAAAGAACCCUGGUGCAUUGUAUGUGCAUUACCAUAAACCAAUCACACCUCAAGCAUUUAGAGUUUUCACUAAUGGCUUACAGUAUUAUUAUUUUUUAAAUCAUAUUUUUUAAAUUUAAGUACCCAUGUACUGGAAAUUAUAUGUCAGAGGCACCCUUGUUAUGUGAACAUCAAUCAGUUCAAGGAAAUACUUAAACUGAAGGUUGUUCCUCAGCUCCUGUUUUCUGAACUUAAGUUUGUAAGCCAUGAACCAUUGGUGCUUUUUAGACUGGCCAAGGAAGUAGAUUACUAUCAGAUAAUCCAAUGUAUAGAUUUGUAUAUAAGCCAAUAAAUUAACUAUGAUCUUUUUUGUACAUUAUUGGCUUUUUACAGGUAGUCACUAUUGCUACAUAGAAACUCUUUUCCCAGACAAUAUAUUUUACAAACUAUUACAUUUUACACACAUCUGUGAAUAUUUGGAUUAAAAUCACUACUCCAGAGUUCAGUAGCAGUGGUAAAACUGAUGUGACAUUUUUAGCUUUGAGGUCAAUGUUGCUGCCUUUUCUCAUGAAGGGGUCACUGUAUCUAUCUAAAUUACCAGCAGAUAUACCAAGAGUCUUUAAUGACUAGAUUCCAGUUCUUUAGACUAUCAUAAACUAUGUAAUUUUGCCUUAAAAUCCGUAAAAUAAAUUUAACAAAACCUUGGAUAAUAAUAAACCAUGAGUUCCACUAAUUACUAGAAUAAUUUUGUAUGUGAACAGUUUUCAGUCAGGAAGAACCACACCUUUCCCCAUAGCGUUUUCCUGAGGUUUGGGGAAUGUUUCUGAUUGCUCCUUGUAGACACAAGCUAGCUCUCCAGCUCUGGACAGUUUCCACUGUGGUCACGUGGAAGAUGCUCACUGGGGAUUGUGCAGUUGGAACCUCUAUUUGCACAAGUUCAAAUACGCCACUUUUUUAUAUUCUGUACAUAAUCAGACUGUUUUCAUGAUGAUUGGCUUCACAAUUUACCAGGUGAAAUUUAGCUGCAUGCCUGAAGCUUCAUUGUACAGAUUUACUUUGACUUGCUAUUGGUUACUAGUACUGAGUCAGAAGUAAAAUGUGUUUCAAAUUGUCUUUGACACUGCACCAGCAUCUAGUAGUGGGCCCUCUGUCCUUGUGCUGGUUCUGUCACCUCUGGCCUGGUGAUAACAGGCAGCACUCUGCCACUGAACUACAUUCCCAGUGGUCCAGCAUUACCACCUAGACCUGGGAGUAGUUCAGACCUGCCUUUUAUCUUCAUUUGUCAAAGAAACCAUUGAAAAUGUUAAUUCUUUCUCAUUCUUAUUUCCUUCUGUUUCGUUUUCAGAUAGUCUUAUGUAAUCCAGCCUAGUCUUCAACCCUCAGUCCCCUUCCGUAGCCUACAGUACCAAGAUCACAGGCUAAUUUUUCAUUAUUCUAAUAGUACUGAAAACAGAUUUCCAGAUGCUGAUCCUGUUUUGUUUUGAGAUAGGUUCUCAUGUAGUCCAGGCUGGCCUCAAAUCUGCUGUGAACUGAGGAUUACAGCAUUAGCUGUGGUGCCAGCAAGAUGCUCAUCUUGAUUUCAGGACAUUUCUGAUGUUGUACAAGGUCAUCAAAUUAUUUGGCCUCUUUAUUUUUGCUUUCAUUGUCAAAAGAAGAUGCUGUGACUACCUCA